Molecule: messenger RNA, 1466 nt
Organism: Sphaerodactylus townsendi
Lineage: Eukaryota; Metazoa; Chordata; Lepidosauria; Squamata; Sphaerodactylidae
Gene: RAB13
Product: RAB13, member RAS oncogene family
Exons: 8
Coding region: 177-779 (200 amino acids)
Biological process (GO): Golgi vesicle fusion to target membrane; protein localization to plasma membrane; cellular response to insulin stimulus
Cellular component (GO): endosome; synaptic vesicle; plasma membrane
Molecular function (GO): GTP binding; GTPase activity
Source: RefSeq, a predicted model, not a curated record
UAGCUGGCCAGAGAGGAGGAGGAGGAAGAGGAGGAAAGGGUUGGUGUCGCGGGGAGGAGCCAGCCCUCAAACCCUCUCCACUUUUCUAACUCCGGGUUUCUUUUUUUUUCUUCUUCUUUCCCCCUUCCCAGGAAAUCAGAAAAGGAGUACCCCCCACCACAGGCAAGAUCAGGGACAUGGCCAAAUCUUACGACCACCUCUUCAAACUCCUGCUGAUCGGGGACAGUGGCGUGGGCAAGACCUGCCUCAUCAUCCGCUUUGCUGAGGAUAACUUCAGCGGCACGUACAUCAGCACCAUCGGGAUUGAUUUCAAAAUCCGAACAGUGGAGAUUGAGGGCAAGAGGAUCAAACUGCAGGUUUGGGACACGGCUGGACAGGAACGCUUCAAGACCAUCACCACGGCAUAUUACAGGGGAGCCAUGGGGAUUAUCCUCGUGUACGACAUUACGGACGACAAAUCCUUCGAGAACAUCCAGAACUGGAUGAAGAGCAUCAAAGAGAACGCUUCCGCCGGCGUCGAGCGGCUUCUGCUGGGGAACAAAUGUGACAUGGAAACGAAGCGCAAAGUGCCCCGAGAACGAGCCGAAAAGCUGUGCAAGGAGCACAGGAUCCGGUUCUUUGAGACGAGUGCCAAGUCCAGCUUGAACGUGGAAGAGGCCUUCAACACUCUGGCCCGGGACAUCCUUCUGAAAUCAAGCAAGAAAGUGGGUCAGAGCAACAAAGGGCCCGUGGACCUGAAAGGGUCGCAGAAAAGCAGCAGCAAGUGUUCCUUGGAGUGACAGGCCGCUCGCCAGCACCUGGGGCCUUGGCGUCAGGGACCCGUGCGCCAGUUCUUCCCGUCCACGCCAAAUGCCUCCAGGUUCUCCCCGGGCCAAUAUGGGAGGCCUGUUUUUGCUUGAUAAAACCUCAGAACUUGAAAGCCAGUGUAGGGCUGGAUCCCGGACACUGGCAGCAGGCAGGGCUCAGAGUUUGGGAAGCCGUCCCCACAAUCCCCUUCUGAUUUCUCAAUAUUCCUGCAAGUGAAUAUUGAGGGGACUGAGCAAACUAGGGUGGAAAUUGAAUUUAAAAGUGGGGAGAUCAGCCAGAGAGAAUAGGGUCACAACAUAGUGGGCUACAAGUGAAUCCCCAGAACUUCAGGGGCGUCAUAGGAAGUUACCUUUUCCGUCCUGUGAGCCAGCCCGCUUAUCCGCCGGCCUCUUAGCAGGAUGCCUUCACGCUACAAUACUGUUGGGAGAAUUUAUUCACACUACAGUGAGACUGUGGUUAUACAGUUCGUAAGAAAGACUCCGACCCACUUCACAAUCUUUCAGGGAAGAGGAGCCAACUGCUUCCCCCUAGAAGGUCUCACCAAUAUGUCUACACGAAAUCCUCAGAUACGUACGUUUGAAACCUCAAAGAAUAUAACUGCGGAUGUGUCUCUCGCUUUCCUUUUGUAAUUCUUUGACAGUAUUAAAUGAUUGCAGUAA